CAACCUCACGCGCUCCUUUCGACCCUGGCAUCGGUCAACGACAGUUCCUGUCAUUUUUCUUCGGGAUUCCUUCACUCUACUAGACGGACAAGUGCGAUUUCAUCAAUCCACUUAGCUUUGUCAACGAGUAACACUCUCUUGUUAGCUCUUGUCCUUUUGACGACAUUUAUAAGGAUCUCUCCCAUAUCUCCGCAUGCCUGGAAACCAGACAGUCUAUACCCGCCCUGAAUUUGUCGACUCGCAAGUACCAUUGCCGACAACUCGCCCACCCCCAAUGCGAACGCCAACGAAUCAUGCGAGUCUACGGAGAGGAAAAACCCUCACCAGGCCAGAGCGGAGUGUUCGGCCUCCGCCCCUCAUAAAUCCCCCCACAGCCCUGCCUUCUGGCGCAACUCUCCCGCCAGUUAUCAGCUCAACUUCCGACGGCUUUGAUACCUGGACGUUCUUUAGCCAUCUCGUCACAUUUUGGGCACCAUCAGUGUUGCUAUCAAGUUUGGGUGGCAUGCGUGAUAAGGCGACACGUCAAGCAUGGCGUGAAAAGGUUGCGCUUUGUCUCAUUGCGCUCUUGCUCGGCGGAGCUGUCGGCUUUGCAACAGUCGGUUUAGAUCGAGUUUUAUGCCCAACGAUCUCGCAAUCCAACCCAACAAAGUUCACUCGCAUUGGUAGUACGCCCGGAACCCUCGGAAUACUCGGGAACGAGUAUAAUGCCAGCAAUGCACAAUCAACGAUCGGAGUCGACUUCCUUAAAAUGUCGCAAUCAUUCCCUGGCCAGGACAUCACCAGUUAUUUCGCCCGUACAUCCGCUAAUUUUCCUGCCUGUAAUGGGCUUUCCUUUAAGGCUGCAACCGGUCCUCCUUGUCCGAACGGCAACAGCUCAUGUCCUCUGGGUCCAUUAACAUCUGGCACCGUUGCUUCCUAUAAACUUACAAACACUACAAAACGUAUCGGCUACGGCUGGGAUCAGGUUGCUAAUCUUACCAACUUUUUCGUGCUUGAUGGCAAUGUUCUUAAUAUGCAACCUUACAUGGCCGCUCACAAAUCCCCCAUAUCAGACGAUCCCGUGGACACCGCGAUCAAGGCCGUCCUUCUCGAUGGAAGGACUGGGUCUGGAAAGGAUGGUACGCGCACAUUUUACCGCACGAGAGAGCUUCAAGAUGCUGUCCCAUGCCUCGUCCAGCGCUAUAAUGCCGGGAAUAUUGAUAAGAUAACACCCGGCUGUUUCAUCAGCAACCUUAUGCUCUAUGCCGGUUUAAUCGUCAUUUUGGGGUUGGUAAUGGCGCGCUUCGUCAUGGCAUGUAUUUUCAGUUGGUUCAUAAGCGCAAAAUUAGUCCAGCCGCCGAAGAACCUGGCACGAACCGUCAUUAGCCCUUCCGUACUUCCAGAAGGAGCAAAUGUGUCGUUAGACAAUGCGAAUGGCACUGCUCCUUGGGCUAACAAGGGCGUAGGCCAACGCAAACCUGGGGCUAAAAUUCAAAAGAACCAAGCAUUGAGUCCUUCACCAUCAUCUACAACCCUUGUCCCGAAUGGCAACCAUGCUGGUGUAUCUCCAACAAUCAGCAUGGCACAGAUUGGACAAGAACUGUUCUGUGUUUGCCUUGUGACAUGUUAUUCAGAAGGCGAGGCUUCUUUGCGGACGACGCUAGAUUCCAUAUCGAACACCAAUUACAGUGAUAACCGGAAAUUGUUGUUUGUCGUUGCUGAUGGAAUGAUCACCGGAGCUGGUGAGAAGCGGAGCACCCCCGACAUUUGUGUUUCUCUUCUCGAUGCGGAUCCUCGAUUCGGCACACCCACUCCGAUGAGCUAUAUUGCAGUUGCUUCAGGUGCGAAGGCCCACAACCGGGCAAUGGUCUAUGCGGGGCAUUACACUGUAUCUGGUCGUCGCACCCCAACGGUUAUCCUAGUCAAGUGUGGCACUGAUUCUGAAGCAGUGAAAGACAAAAAGCCUGGUAACCGAGGGAAGCGUGACGGGCAGCUCAUCCUCAUGAACUUCUUCUCUCGAAUAACCUAUAAUGACCGCAUGACUCCCCUGGAUUUCGACUUGUUCCGCAAAAUUCACACUUUGAUGGGCGUCACUCCGGAUUACUUCGAAGCAUGCUUGAUGGUGGACGCUGAUACGAAAGUAUACCCGGAUUCUUUGAGGUUACUCGUUAACACUCUACAUCACGACAAUCUGGUUAUGGGCGUGUGUGGGGAAACCCGGAUAGCCAACAAACGGCAAUCAUGGGUGACCGCCAUCCAGGUGUACGAGUACUUCAUCUCGCAUCAUAUGGCCAAGGCAUUCGAGUCUGUUUUCGGUGGUGUAACCUGUUUACCAGGUUGCUUUUCAAUGUAUCGGUUGAAGGCCCGGAAGGCAAAUGAUGACGACUGGAUUCCCUUGAUUGUGCAUCCGGAUAUAAUUCGGGAGUAUAGUCAGAGUGAAGUUCAUACCUUGCACCAAAAGAAUUUGCUGCUUCUUGGCGAGGAUCGUUUCCUGACAACGGUUCUACUCCGAACAUUCCCCAACCGCAAGAUGAUGUUCUGCCCUCAAGCAAAAUGUCGGACUGUUGCCCCUGAUACAUUCUCCGUCUUGCUGUCCCAGCGUCGGCGAUGGAUCAACUCUACAAUACAUAAUCUCAUGGAACUUGUAAAGGUUCGGAAUCUGUGCGGGACAUUCUGCUUCAGUAUGCAGUUUGUUGUUUUUAUGGACCUUCUGGGAACUGUUGUUUUGCCAGUUGCCAUUUGCCUCACAUACGUCCUCAUCGUCAGCAUGGCGACGCAUCCCCCAGACACAUUCUCCAAAGCCAUCCCGCUACUGCUCCUCGUUGCUGUCAUCGGCCUUCCUGGCGUCCUCAUUCUCAUCACGACAUUCAAGAUCGUCUAUGUCUUCUGGAUGUUCAUCUACCUUGCAGCCCUCCCGAUAUGGAAUUUUGUCCUGCCCGUGUACGCAUUCUGGCACUUUGAUGACUUCUCGUGGGGUCAAACCAGAAAAGUAGCUGGUGAAGGUAAGGAUCAAGGUCACGGUGCUGACGGCACCGUUUCCGCUGCAAAUGCUGUUCCCCUGAGAAGAUGGGAGGACUGGGAAAGAUCACGGCUGAAGAAGCUCAAACGCGAGGAAAGACGUAGACGCGAAUUAGCCAAAAAUUAUCCUGGUGGCUUUCAUGACAAUGGCGAGUUCCUACGCGCUACACGGGAAGAGUUCAUGCCGUCAUUUUACGAAGGUUCGGACACCACUUCCAUUGCGUCGUCCGCGGAGGAAGACAAAUGGGGUGCUCAAAUUGGUGCCUACAACGAGAACCACUCUUCCUUUCCAUUACCUCCUCAAACACUUCUGGCUCCUGAGACCGAAGUCAUUCAAAAUGCAGAGACUGUUGGCAUGGACGAGCUCGAAGCAAUACUGGAUCAAGGUUUUGAUACUCGACCAUCUCCAACCUCCAGUACUGCGGAUAAUUUUCACCCAUACACCCAUCGCCUCCCACCGAAUCAGAAGAUCACGCGCCUCCAACUUGCAGAACACUCACGCUCACCUGAUGGCUAUGGUCCAGUACCAACCGUCUAUGGUGACAUUCCACCACGGGCACCGAGGGCCCGAGCCAUUUCACCUGUUUCCGCGAAUCCGCUUCAUGGCAUCUCUUCUGCACUUGGCCACGAAAUUUCACAUGUGCGGAGGAGAAGUAACGGGGAAACUCCGAUAGUGACUGAUUAUGGGCCGCUGGGGCCACUCGGGUCACCACCAACACGACCACGGAGAAUUUGAGUGCCGAACCGCGCAAUGGACAUUAUCUCGAUGCAUGCCCGGUUCUUUAGCUGGAUUCUCU
This is a messenger RNA of Cantharellus anzutake, 3794 nucleotides long. RefSeq names its product chitin synthase-domain-containing protein. NCBI's taxonomy places the organism in Eukaryota, Fungi, Basidiomycota, Agaricomycetes, Cantharellales, Hydnaceae. The transcript is spliced from 4 exons. Gene Ontology annotation, cellular component: cell septum; cell periphery. Bases 194 to 3733 code for a protein of 1179 amino acids. The record is from RefSeq and is a predicted model, not a curated record. Gene Ontology annotation, molecular function: chitin synthase activity.